Molecule: messenger RNA, 2317 nt
Organism: Theobroma cacao (cacao)
Lineage: Eukaryota; Viridiplantae; Streptophyta; Magnoliopsida; Malvales; Malvaceae
Gene: POLA2
Product: DNA polymerase alpha 2
Biological process (GO): DNA replication initiation; DNA replication
Cellular component (GO): alpha DNA polymerase:primase complex
Molecular function (GO): DNA binding
Source: RefSeq, a predicted model, not a curated record
CAAAAAUGUUCCCGCCAUUUCUCGCAUCAGCAAAAGGGGAAACCCUAGAUUGACAGAAAUCGACAGAGAGAGGGACGGAGCCAUGGAAGAGGAGAUCAAAGCAGAGUUCUUGAAGAACGGGUUCACUCUUGACGAAGAAGAAGAGAUACUCAAGAAAUGCCAUAUGUUUUGUCUAAACUUCAGUCUCAAGCCUUCCGAUCUCGUCUCAAGCUGGGAGGUUUAUUACCUGAAUCGACAACUUGAUGAAUCAGUUGUAAAGGAUGCAGAAAUGGAUGGGUUUUCGGGGCACCUGCAGAAUGAACAAGUAGAGGCGGUUGUUAAAAAGGAGCCCGAUCUGUAUAUGUACUCUUUUAAAGACGUUGACAUGAUUUUAGAUGCUGAAGAUGAAGAUACAAAAGAAGUUAUUCUUAGAACUCCAACAGACAAAUCUGAAAAACUUCAUUCAGAUUUAUAUGACUCUGCACAAAAAACAAAUAGUAACAUUUAUUCCUCUAGGAGGACACCAAAACAAGUGACACCGUUUGGGACACGAAGUAAUAAAUUUGUGGUGAAAUUCAACAUCGAUAAUCUUCCUACAUCAGAGACUGUGAAUGGCAUGCAUGAUCAUGAGAAUCUCGAGGAUGCUGUUAUUAAGAGGAUUCAACCUCAAAAAAGAUGUUCAUUGGUUGUCCACAGCUCAGGACCUGAACCAGGUUGCAGAUUCAUGUACGACAGGAUUGAAGACGGGUUCAAUGCCCUUGAAAACCGCAUUAGAAAGCAUGCAGCUGCACUUGUUGCAUCUGGCCUCUAUCAAGAACCAAUGGAUCCAUCAGUUGCUUCACAGAGGAGCAUAUUUGCGGUUGGAAUGAUCUUCUGUGAUGACGAGGGUCAUUUAAAUGAUAAGUCCAUCUUGUUGCAAAGCAGUGUUGAGCAUUCUGGAGGGCAACGUGUUCGACUAGAAUUAAAUAAAUUGAGCCACUUUUCUAUUUUUCCAGGGCAGGUGGUAGGCAUUGAGGGUCACAACCCUAGUGGGCAUUGUUUGAUUGCAUCAGAGAUCGUAGAUUCUGUUCCUUUGACCAUUGCUGCUGAUACGAAUCUGCCUCCUGCAAAGAGGCAGGCUUUAAAUGAGGAGAUUCAGGCAACAAAUCUUUCCUCCACGCCAACAGAGAUAUCACUGAUCAUUGCUGCUGGCCCAUUCACUACUACAGACAACUUAUUAUUUGAGCCUCUGAAAGAACUGCUCACCUAUGCAACGAGAAAGUGUCCACAGUUGCUUAUACUGUUAGGACCUUUUAUCGAUUCUGAACAUCCACAGAUUAAGAAAGGAACUUUUGACCUGAGUUUUGAUGAAAUAUUUCGAUCAGAGGUUCUUAGAAUGGUGCAAGAUUAUGUGGAAUAUAUGGGAUCUGAUGCACGCGUGAUUCUUAUUCCAUCUAUUCGGGAUGCUAAUCACGACUUUGUUUUCCCUCAGCCUCCUUUUGAUCUUGAUCUACACAAUCUUAAUCAGAUAACCAGUCUCACAAAUCCAGGGAUUUUUGAGGCAGAUGAGGUCAAGAUUGGUUGCUGCACUGUAGAUAUUCUCAAACAUCUUAGUGGAGAGGAGAUAUCACGACAUUCAAUGGAUGGAACGCCUAGUGAUCGCUUGAGUAGACUUGCCAGCCAUAUUCUUAGCCAGCGCAGCUUUUAUCCGCUGUAUCCACCAGCAGAAGGUGUCCCAUUGGAUUCCUCACUUGCUCCUGAAGCUCUUCAUAUCCCUUCAGUUCCAGAUCUUCUUAUCUUACCUUCAGACAUCAAAUACUUUGUCAAGGUGUUAUCUCUGGGGGGAACAAGUGAAGGGAAAGAACAAACGAAGAAAUGCAUUUGUAUUAACCCAGGAAGACUGGCCAAGGGAGCAGGCGGAGGCACCUUUGUAGAGCUCAAAUACCAAGGGAGUCCUGAUAAGAUGAAUGCUUCAAUUAUUGGUAUAUGAGUCUUGAAUUUUAUUAAUGCAAGAUAUAUAUCCUGAACAUGCGGUGUUCCUCCUAAGAUGAUGCGGACAAAUGGUAUUUGGUCCACCACAUGGGAGGAAUCAAAUGUCCGAGGGAAGCAAAGGCGGCAAAGUUCGUGCAUUAACGGUUCCGAGUUCAAAAAGUACUAUGUGCAUCAUAGAGCGCUUCAGCAUUUGUCAUUAAGAUAAAAUCAACUGCAGAACGAGACAGAAAAAAAGAGAGAUGGGAUGACAUGUCCCUGCCAUUUUUUAUGUAUGUUCAUGUAUUAUGAUGUAACCAUCACUUGUAUCUAUCUCAUACUGCAUCAUGUAUUUUAGCUAGUUCAAACCAGAUGGAGAGCCAUUGGUACA